Molecule: messenger RNA, 1033 nt
Organism: Macroventuria anomochaeta
Lineage: Eukaryota; Fungi; Ascomycota; Dothideomycetes; Pleosporales; Didymellaceae
Exons: 3
Coding region: 206-1033 (275 amino acids)
Source: RefSeq, a predicted model, not a curated record
CUCGGACCAUUUACAUUCAUUUCCUUUCUUCUUGUCACAAUAAACGUACUUGGCUCGUCAAGCUUCAACACUUUGAUAUACUUUCGUCAUAAUACUUUUACAAUUCAUCACCCCCUCCAACACUCCGAUAUAACUUCGUUAUAGUUCUUUACGGAUCAGCAUCCCCUUCAUCAACACUCACUCAACUCAGCUAUCCUUCGUCAAGAUGUCUUCCUCCUGGGGUGCGGAUAUGACUGUCACCGUCUCUGAUUUCGACACGGCCUACUUGAGUAUGAACACAGAUGAGCAAGCUUUGGCUGGAUGGAUGGUUUCAUAUGAUGACGGUUCUUCAUACCGAGAAAGUACCUCCGAACCUAAUCAGGUUGCGCUACGCCAAAGUCCAAGUACCAGCAGUACUACAAACGCUAACGAUCGCACCAUGAUUAUGCGCGAUCGGUUACAUGCUGCUGGAUCCUUUCAAUGCGAUGGAGUCGCCAACCAUAGUCAAGAAAGCGCUCGACAUCAUGUUGGUGAUCCAACACAUGAAGGAUCGUCUUCAUCAGGCAUCAAACAACAUCCUCUCGGUACGGCUCAGGCAUAUGACACGGCUCGCGCGGCGUUUGCUUUAGACAACAGCUCUCUUCUUGGACCGCCAAACAUGACAUCUCCGACAGCCUCUACACCCCUGCUUAACGGCUCACAUACACAACGGAAGAAGUACAUAUGUCCGUUCUGCAACAUGGGCGAAGGUCACACCACACGUGAAUAUACCAAAAGGACAAUUGGCACACCCAAUACCGAUUUUACAAUUGGCACCCCGACUUCGUCGAGUGCCCUAUCCAAGACCUACAAGUGCGAAUUCCAGAAGACUGACGCAUUCGACAAUCACAUUAAAGAGAUUAUCACGCGCAGACUCCGGAGGGUCUCAUGCAUUGCCAACAUCCAUGUGCUCCACAUUCUACAAAGUCGUACCUGUAUCCUCUACGCGAGAUGGCCGAACGUUCUUUCAACGACACCUCGGCCUGAAACUCAUUUCCGUGAUACCCCGAUUUAG